CAGUCGGUCAGUUUCUCUCACUCGUCGGCAUUCGUUGUUUAAAUUUCUUUUAACUAAUUGUAAUUUAAACAUGUAUGCAUAUGUACGAUGACCGUUCGCCCCACCUUUCGAAUGAUCCGACAUUACCGUUCUUUUUCAAAGAUCGAAUUAGAUCGUUUCAUCAUUCGGCAAUUACGAUCGUCAUAAAUGACAAUCUGAAUCAUAUUAUUACUCUUCGAUAUAUGCGCAAGCGGGAAAGUACGUAGACAAGUAGUAUACACAAAGUACAUAUGAAACGAUUAUCAUCUAAUUAAGAGUACGUGUAAACUGAUUUAUAUCGGUCUUAUGAAAUCUCUUACGACAUAACGAACGAUUAGAUAAAGCGAACUUAUACUGGAGUACCAUUGAGUUCCUAUCAGUCUUCUUUCUGCUUGCCAAUAUUAGACACAGUCCUUAGGCAAUUCAACAAUUGUCAAGUCAAGCUAUUACAUCGAUCAUGACUUCUUUGGACGCCAGUGCGAUCGACAUAGUGAGGAGGGAUCUGUUCGUUCCCUCUCUCGAUGAAAUAAGAGACGUCUUGAAGGAGGGAUUAGUUAAGAACUUUGGAGAAGUCGAGGUAGAAAUCGUCGACUGCCCAGAUUUAACGCAGGAACCGUUUACACUCGCUGCAUCAGGAUUAAAUGGUAGCCCGACGGUGUUGGAAAUCGGUGGUCCAUCGUUUCUUCUUCCUAUGGUACAGAGGGAGAAGGUGUACGACGUGCAACAGCUUCUGAAUCAUCUGCAAUACGGAAAAGACGCGCUGGUGAUCGGAGCAGGGGCUGGGCCAUGGCCAUACUUGAAGUCUAACUGCGAGCUCAUGACGAACAUGGUCGUCUCGCAAUCGAACGUACGAAACGAGACUCGUAUUGCGUCCGUGAACAAGACCAAUGGAAAUUGCGUGCUUGGAACUUUACCCAGCUCUGAAACGAGACUCGCUCUGUUGGCCAAUCUAUUUGUUUCCGAAGGUAAACCUGGGAAAGUGUUGAAAGUGCACGCCAAGAAACGCACUGGUAACGACGAUUUCAUUGCGUCUAUGCAGAAGGCAAUCGCGCAGCGUUAUCAAGACAAUCUCGUUGGAUUGGGAGGAACGUUCUUGAUGAAGGAUGGAAAGAUCAAACAGCACGUCAUGCCAGAUUUCUCAACCACGCCAUUGAACACCGAAGCUAAACUGAACAAAUGGCUACAGUUUUAUAACAUGUCGACCCCGUUGAUAGCGGUUGGCACGUUCGUCAGCUCUGAAACUGAUCUGGAUCUGCGCGUUCAACAUUUCCACAGCUUCUCACAUCAUGGAGAAGGUGGACAUUAUCACAUCGAUACGACCCCGGAAACUAUCGAAUAUCUGGGAUACUUCAACCUGGGUACCACGCUUUACCGUAUCGACAAACCGGCGACUGGUGUACAGUUCGGAAAAGAUUAAUUUUCCAUUCUACAUGACGUUCUAUAAGACGCUAACAGCUGUACAAAUUGUACUCCGACUAUGAAUAAGAAAACUAUAUCUUUGUAAUUGUCUACUCGCUGCUAAUACAAUCGUUAUUGAAGCAAUA
This is a messenger RNA of Ceratina calcarata, 1562 nucleotides long. Its product is annotated as ester hydrolase C11orf54 homolog. The coding region runs from base 476 to 1435 and encodes 319 amino acids. Lineage: Eukaryota; Metazoa; Arthropoda; Insecta; Hymenoptera; Apidae. The transcript is spliced from 7 exons. Gene Ontology annotation, molecular function: zinc ion binding; hydrolase activity, acting on ester bonds. The record is from RefSeq and is a predicted model, not a curated record. Gene Ontology annotation, cellular component: nucleus.